AUGGACCCAACAAAAGCUCAGACCCAAGCGGUCUUUGCGCAUCUGAAGGCUCAAAAAGCUAACAAGUCAUGCGCCGACUGCUUGGCCAAGGCCCCAACGUGGAGUGCAACAAGCUAUGGUGUCUACCUCUGUCUCAAUUGCUCAGCCGUACACCGGAAUCUCGGCGUUCACAUCACUUUUGUCCGCUCAACUAACCUCGACACCUGGACCCUUGCCCAGCUACGCACGAUGAAGGUCGGCGGAAACGCCUCGUUCGCCGAAUUCUUCACCAAGCACAAUGGGCAACACUUGCUUCCGCCCGGGAGCACGGACGCGAGGGCGAGGUACACGAGUAAGCAGGCAGGGCUGUACAAGGAGGAGCUGGCCCGUCGAGUCGCCGAGGACGCAAGAAAAAACCCGAACGGGAUCCACAUCGACGGCCUCGAGUUGACACCCCUCGCCGCGUCGACGCCUACCGCGGCUGCUGACUCAUCCGAUGAUUUCUUCUCAUCGUGGGACAAGGAGAAGCCAAAAGCUGCUGCACCCGCUGCAAAGGCAGCAGCUGGUCCGCCCUCGGUCGGCAUGGCCGCCCGCGCUCCAGCCACCACCGGUCCUCGGACCGUCACCUCCUCAUCUCUCCGAUCCGGUACAGGCGCCGGCGGUAUCUCAUCUCGUCCCGCCCCAACAUCUCGCCUCAGCUCGACUACCACCUCUACCUCCGGCGCCGCAUCCUCCGGCAUCGGCGGCGGUGGCAAGCUGUCCAAGCUGGGCGCCAAGAAGGCUACCACCUCGAUCAACUUUGAAGAGGCGCAGCGUAAGGCUCUGGAGGAGGAAGAGCGGGUCAAGCGGCUCGGAUACGACAAGAUUCGGGAAGAGGAGGAGGCCAAGAAGGUCAAGGAGCGCGAGGCGGAGGAGAGGCGGAAGGCCAAGGCGGCGGGUGAGGCUGUGUCGCGCACGAGCACACCGGUCAGCGCGAGCCGGGCGGUGGAUGAUGCGCCCAAGCCGGCCAGGCUGGGCUUUGGGCAGGUUAUCGGCGCGGCGGCCGUGCCUGUUACCAAGACACGAGCUGUACAGGAAGACAAUGUCCACGUCGCCCGAGAAAAGUUCGGCACCCAGAAGGCCAUCUCGUCAGACAUGUACUUUGGUCGCGGCGCACACGACCCCGUCUCCUCCUCCGAGGCCCAAGGCCGGCUCAAGGAAUUCGCAGGCGCGACCGCCAUCUCGUCGUCUGCGUAUUUCGGGCGAAACGAGGAAGAAGACGACGAGUCGGGCGGACAAGGAGCAAGCGGAGAGAAUUACCUGGGCGAGUUGGGGGAUAAUGAGACGAUUCAGGGGCUCGAGAGGGGCGUGAGGGAUAUGGCGGGGAGGGUGUUGGCGAAUCCGGAAGUGCAGGCUGUGGGGGAGCAGUUGAGGCAGGGGGUGUUGAAGCUGUCGGACUAUCUUUCGUCGCUCGAGACUCGCUAG
Messenger RNA from Dioszegia hungarica, 1443 nucleotides. RefSeq lists its product as uncharacterized. The coding region runs from base 1 to 1443 and encodes 480 amino acids. The transcript has 7 exons. NCBI's taxonomy places the organism in Eukaryota, Fungi, Basidiomycota, Tremellomycetes, Tremellales, Bulleribasidiaceae. Gene Ontology annotation, molecular function: GTPase activator activity. The record is from RefSeq and is a predicted model, not a curated record. Gene Ontology annotation, biological process: COPI coating of Golgi vesicle.